Molecule: messenger RNA, 3488 nt
Organism: Pyrus x bretschneideri (Chinese white pear)
Lineage: Eukaryota; Viridiplantae; Streptophyta; Magnoliopsida; Rosales; Rosaceae
Product: probable alpha-mannosidase At5g13980
Exons: 30
Coding region: 131-3289 (1052 amino acids)
Biological process (GO): mannose metabolic process
Molecular function (GO): alpha-mannosidase activity; carbohydrate binding
Source: RefSeq, a predicted model, not a curated record
AUUCUGAAAUGAUUAGAAAAGUCAGACAGAAACACGUUGAGUAGCAUUAUUGGAAAAUUAGAAAUGGCAGGUAGAUCGAUGAGCGAGUGAUCUUCUCUCUGACUUCUACCUUCUCUCUUCGACGGUGUGAAUGCUGUUCAUUUUUGCGGCGGCGACUCUUCUGCUGGGAGCUGACCUUCAUCGGAGGAGAAGAGCUUUGCCAGUGCUACCGCUAAUGGCGGCGACUCCGUCCCUCUUGUGCUUGCUUACGUUGCUCGUCGGAUUUCUUGUCGCCGACUCCAAGUUUAUUGCAUACGACACUUCCCAAGGCAUAGUCCCCGGCAAAAUCAAUGUCCAUUUGGUCCCUCACACCCACGACGACGUUGGCUGGUUAAAGACCGUUGAUCAGUAUUAUGUUGGCUCCAACAAUUCCAUCCAGGGGGCUUGCGUGCAAAAUGUGUUGGAUUCUUUGGUUCCUGCUCUGCUGGCUGACAAGAAUCGCAAAUUCAUUUAUGUCGAACAGGCAUUCUUCCAGCGGUGGUGGAGAGAUCAGAGUGACUCCGUCCAGAGUAUAGUCAAGCAGCUAGUCACCUCGGGUCAAUUAGAGUUCAUAAAUGGGGGAAUGUGCAUGCAUGAUGAGGCUGCAACACAUUAUAUUGAUAUGAUAGAUCAGACGACUCUAGGGCAUCGCUUUAUUAAAAGGGAAUUUGAUGUGACUCCAAGAAUUGGUUGGCAAAUUGACCCAUUUGGGCAUUCGGCUGUCCAGGCUUACAUGUUGGGAGCAGAAGUUGGAUUUGACUCACUUUUCUUCGGGCGAAUAGAUUACCAGGACAGGGCUAAGCGCAAAAUUGAGAAGAGCCUUGAAUUUGUUUGGCGGGGUUCGAAGAGUCUCAGUUCAUCUGCUCAGAUUUUUUCUGGUGCAUUCCCAGAGAACUAUGAGCCUCCAUCUGGUUUCUACUUUGAAGUUAAUGAUGAUUCCCCAGUUGUUCAGGAUGACAUCACAUUGUUUGAUUACAAUGUUCAAGAUCGUGUUAAUGACUUUGUUGCUGCUGCAGUAGCACAGGCUAACAUAACUCGAACAAAUCAUAUAAUGUGGACCAUGGGAACAGAUUUCAAGUAUCAGUAUGCACACACAUGGUUCCGACAAAUGGACAAGCUCAUUCAUUAUGUCAACAAGGAUGGACUUGUUAAUGCUCUGUAUUCUACUCCAUCCAUAUAUACGGAUGCAAAGUAUGCUACAAAUGAAUCAUGGCCAAUCAAGACAGAUGAUUUCUUUCCUUAUGCAGAUCGUACAAAUGCUUACUGGACAGGGUACUUCACAAGUAGACCAGCCUUGAAAAAUUACGUUAGAGCAAUGAGUGGCUAUUAUUUGGCUGCCAGGCAACUAGAAUAUUUUAAAGGAAGGACUGGUUCAGGGCCCAACACAGACUCGUUGGCAGAUGCCUUAGCAAUUGCGCAACAUCAUGAUGCAGUCAGUGGUACAGAGAAGCAGCAUGUUGCCAAUGAUUAUGCAAAAAGAUUGGCGAUAGGCUACACGGAGGCUGAGCAAGUAGUUGCUACGUCACUUGCUCACUUGGUUGAGUCUGCAUCAUACACUGGAUCUGUAGAUCCAACUACAAAGUUUCAACAGUGCCCACUUCUAAAUAUCAGCUACUGCCCUGCAUCAGAAGUGAAUUUAUCCCAAGGGAAGCAAUUGGUUGUUGUGGUGUACAAUUCCCUUGGAUGGAAGAGGGAUGAUGUAAUUCGAAUUCCUGUUAUCAAUGAAGAUGUCACUGUUCAUGAUUCUGAGGGAAGAGAAAUUGAAUCCCAGCUUCUCCCACUAGAUGAUGCCCAUGCGGGCUUAAGGAACUACUAUGCUAAGGCAUACUUGGGUCAAACUCCAACAAAGACACCAAACUAUUGGCUUGCAUUUACAGUAUCUGUGCCACCACUCGGUUUCAGCACAUACACUAUCUCAGCUGCCAAAGGAGCAGGUGCUGGUUGCACCAGAUCAUCUGUACAGACAUUUCAAAGUAAGGAAGAGUCCACUAUUGAAGUUGGUCAAGGAAAUGUGAAACUCACGUUUUCUACAAAUCAAGGCAAACUGACCAAUUAUGUCAAUAGAAGAAGCUUGGUUGAAGAAUUGGUCGAACAGUCUUACAGUUUUUAUAAUGGAUAUAAUGGCAGUGAUGAUAAAGCUCCUCUGAUUCCUCAGAAUGCUGGGGCUUAUAUUUUCCGUCCAAAUGGCACGUUUCUCAUAAAACCUGGAGAAAAGGCUUCUCUGACUGUCGUGCGUGGACCAGUAAUAGAUGAAGUACAUCAACGUAUUAAUUCAUGGAUAUAUCAGGUCACCAGAAUUCACAAAGAGAAGGAGCAUGUUGAAGUCGAGUUUAUUGUUGGGCCAUUACCUACUGAUGACGGAAUUGGAAAAGAAGUUGUAACUCAACUGGCCACUACCAUGGCUACCAACAAAACGUUCUACACUGAUUCUAAUGGGCGUGAUUUUAUCAAAAGGAUUCGUGACUAUAGAACAGAUUGGGACCUGAAAGUGCACCAACCUAUAGCUGGAAAUUAUUAUCCAAUUAAUCUUGGGAUAUACAUGCAAGAUAAUAGUACAGAAUUUUCGGUUUUGGUGGACCGAUCUGUAGGAGGGUCCAGCACAGUGGAUGGACAGAUAGAGUUGAUGCUCCACAGGAGACUACUGCUUGAUGACUCAAGAGGUGUGGCAGAGGCUCUAAAUGAAACCGUCUGUAUUGACAACGUUUGCAGUGGACUAAGAAUCCAAGGAAAAUUUUAUUUCAGAAUCGAUCCCCUGGGAGAAGGUGCCAAGUGGCGUCGUACUUUUGGUCAGGAGAUAUAUUCCCCUCUUUUACUAGCUUUUUCUGAACAGGAUGGAGAUAACCGGAAGAAUUCUCAUGUAACCACAUUUUCAGGGGUUGGUUCCUCGUACAGUUUACCUGAUAAUGUCGCUCUUAUAACUCUUCAGGAGCUUGAUGAUGGAAAAGUUCUCCUUCGAUUAGCACAUUUAUAUGAGAUUGGAGAGGAGAGGGAUCUUUCUGUAAUGACAAAUGUAGAGUUGAAGCAGCUCUUCCCCAGGAAGAAGAUUGGUAAACUUACAGAGAUGAAUUUGUCGGCAAAUCAAGAACGGACAGAAAUGGAGAAAAAGAGACUCAAUUGGAAGGUGGAAGAAGGCUCUUCAUCAGAAGCAAAGGUUUCGAGGGGUGGACCUGUUGAUCCUACGAAACUGGUUGUGGAACUUGCGCCAAUGGAAAUCCGAACUUUUCUCAUUGAGUUUAACCAAAGCUUCCAUCGUUAUUUAUUUGAUGCCUAACCUAAUGAGGUUGAAAAUGUUGUGGAGGCUUGAGAGGCCCUUGGCAUCUGGAGACCUGGACUUUUGCUGUCAUGUAAAUAGACUUUUGAGUUAUGUUUGUACUGUUGGACAAAAAACAUAAAAAUCAUGGAGCCAUGUGGUUUUAUGAAACGAGGUUGGACUAAGUAUCGAGUUAGCUAAGCUACUAUUGCAAGCGACA